UGAAUUACUUUCAAAAGAAAUAUGGUACUUUUUAAAGUUCGGAAUGCGAUGUCUAGUUCUGCAAUUAUUAUAUUAUGUAAACACUAAACUUUGUAGUAGGUAGAGUUUGCAAGUGUUAUUGCAUGGAUAGCUCAAAUCUUCUCGUUUUUUUGUGAUCUUGCAAGUAAGUAACAAGACAUCACACAUUCGCGUGCGUAUAAGUAUGUACGCCCUCUGAUUGAUAAUAACGGAAGAAGUAUAAGUAGCAGUAUUUGUAUCCACGCGCAGAAAAAUGCCGAGCUCAUUCGAUCGCGGCUCCCUCGGUUGAACUUUCGAAACGAUGUGUUCACGCUUUUGUCUUUGAUUAUUUUGCGGGAUUUGCAAGUGAUUUCGAUAGGAAAGUUUUGAAAACAAGCUCCUGCGGCUAUAAAUAAUCGAAAAAAUGACGAGAACAACAUUGCAAGCUCAUUUAUUGUGCUCCGCUGGCAUCAUCUUCAUCUUGAUCGUCGACUUUUCUAAAGCUGACAUAGACGGAUGUCCGAAAAUCGUGGAAAAGGAAUUAUGGGGAGCCCGGCGUUACAAGGCGACGAAUUACCUGGUCACGCCCAUACCGUACGUUAUAAUGCACCAAACCCGAUCGACCGACUGUUACAGCUUCAACGAGUGCGCCAAAGUCAUAGGCGGCAUACAAGACUCGCGUAUGGAUGACCUUCAUUGGAACGACAUUGGUGACUCGUUCAUGGUCGGCGGAGACGGUAACGUGUAUGAGGGUACCGGUUGGUUCAUGGAGGGUGCCCACACGCACUUGUACAACAAAAAGUCCAUCUCAAUAUCUUUCAUAGGCUACUAUCACAAUUCUUUUCGAAACGGCACGCACGAGAUCACUAUGUUGAGAGAAGUGAACGACAAGGCUCUGAAGGCGGCGCACGAUCUCAUAAUAUGCGGCAAGAACCGGGGAUAUCUGCGAAAUGACGUUAAAGUCAUUGCAGCACGACAAGUUCGGCCUACGGUCAAUCCUGGCGAUUUGGUAUUUGCUCAGAUACAAAAGUGGCCAGAGUGGGUCGUCGAGCCUUGAGGUUUUUCCUUUUGAAACGACUGACAACAGCAGAUAUCCAGCUUUUCUCUCGAAUUCGCUGCACGCGUGACAAGUUUGGAUGAGAAUCUCGUUAUCAAGUUACGAAAUACUGAUUGUAACAUGCGUUUAUCGUUUGUUAUUGCAAAGCAAAGACUUUUUGAUGUCCACUUAUGCAUAUAUUAGA
This is a messenger RNA of Copidosoma floridanum, 1238 nucleotides long. It is a transcript of the gene PGRP-S3, whose product is annotated as peptidoglycan recognition protein S3. The record is from RefSeq and is a predicted model, not a curated record. Lineage: Eukaryota; Metazoa; Arthropoda; Insecta; Hymenoptera; Encyrtidae. Gene Ontology annotation, molecular function: N-acetylmuramoyl-L-alanine amidase activity; zinc ion binding. Gene Ontology annotation, biological process: peptidoglycan catabolic process.